This is a messenger RNA of Labeo rohita (rohu), 3382 nucleotides long. It is a transcript of the gene wipf1b, whose product is annotated as WAS/WASL interacting protein family, member 1b. Bases 294 to 1763 code for a protein of 489 amino acids. The record is from RefSeq and is a predicted model, not a curated record. Lineage: Eukaryota; Metazoa; Chordata; Actinopteri; Cypriniformes; Cyprinidae. Gene Ontology annotation, molecular function: actin binding. The transcript is spliced from 8 exons.
UGAGACGUAGUGAAUUUUUGCAUGCAGUGUUGUAGCGAUACGAUGUGAACGUUAUUCCUGUGAUUGUGAUGGGUUAUAGGCAACACACGCUGGGCGGAAACAGUGGGGAGAAGUUGUGUGUGUGUAUGUGUGUGUUUUCUGCCAUGAAGGAGUGGCUCAAACUUGUGUUCCUCUGUGUUUGUGUAGAUGCUUCAUGAUGAUGGUCGUUGCAUUCGGUUCGUAAGCGGAGUACGCGGAGAAAAAAAACGCAAACCACCGGUCGCAGUGAGAGGAGGUGACAACAAGGAGAAAAAAUGCCGGUACCUCCUCCACCUCCCCCUCCCCCACCCCCAACCUUCUCUCAGGCAAACACUGAGAAACCUGCCUUGAAUAGAUCGGAGCAGCAGGGCAGGAAUGCGCUACUAUCAGAUAUCACCAAAGGAACAAGGCUAAAGAAGGCGGUUACUAAUGACCGUAGCGCCCCCAUACUUGACAAACCCAAAGGUGGUGGUGGUGGUGGUGGAGGAGGCGGUGGGCCUGGAGGGGGAGGUGGGGGUGGGGGUGGGGGUGGAGGAGGUGGAGGUGGAGCUCCAGCUGGUCUGGGUGGGCUCUUCCAGGGUGGCAUGCCAAAGCUGCGCUCCACUCGAGAUGACUCAAGUGUCAGGCCUCCAGUUCUGCCACCUGGUGCUCGUAGCUCUGGUCCCCGGCCCUUCGGAGGAGGAUCUGGCUCCGCCCCUCGUCCACCUCUGCAACGCAGUGAAUCCGUUGACCCCCCUCGCCCACGAAUGACCCCACCCCGUCCUGAAACACCUGGAGGACCUCCUCCCCCUCUUCCAAGCGCCCCACGGCCCUUCCAGAGUGGGCCACAGAGCAGGGGACCACCCUCACUACCAGGAACACCUCGUCUGGGUUCCGCACCAACCCCUCCACCUCCAAACCCUCCUGGACGUCAGCCUGCACCUCCACCGGUGCCGGGUUCAUUUGGUCGGCCUCCUUCCAUUCCUUCGCCCGCAGCUGGUCAUGCUGGACGGCCUCCUCCUCCCCCUGCACCUGGUCGAGGUGAUGACCGUCCUCCACCUGUUCCCCCUGCAAACCGUUCUUGUUUGCCACUCACUCGAGACAGCGCGCCCCCUCCACCUCCUCCAUCAGCAAGUAGUAAGCCAACUCCUCCCCCAGCCCCUCCUCCAGCUCCCGCCUGUUUGCGGCCACCUGUAAGUGCAGCACCUCCUCUGCCGCCAGGACGCCCAAGCCCAUCUACUCCUGAGGAGCAUACACCACGCCUUCCUGAACGCAACCUGUCACUUGGCUCACAUCCUCCUGCUCUUCCACCUGGGCGAUCCGGACCCCUUCCUCCACCUCCUUCUGAGAGACCGCCUGCAUUGGGACGGAAUGCAGGUGGACGAACAGGUCCUCUUCCUCCUCCACCUCCUUCUGGCCGUCCAGGAGGAGGAAGUGUGAGGUCUUCACCAGCCCCUCCUCCACCGAACAGACCAGGAGUAGAGCCUCACCGUGGUGGCAGUAGACCACCGCUCCCACCAGACAGACCCUCCUCUGGACCUCUGCCCCCUCCUCCCCCAACUAUGGGCAAUGGAUACCACAAUCAGGGGCAUCAUAUAGAUGAGUGGGAAUCACGCUUCACGUUCCGACCUAUAUCGGAUCUUCCGCCCCCAGAGCCCUACAUUCCCUGUCAGAAGACCUAUCCUAGCAAAAUCGUCAGGAACGAAAGCCGAGGUUCAGGGAAGAAAGAGCGAGGUGCACCUCCCCUGCCUCCCGUACCUAGGUGAAAGAAACUGAUCGUUUUCUCAGGGCCUGACAAUCUUACCCUUACCAGAUUAUCAUAUUUUCUCUGGUACCAUCUUGUUUCUGAAAAUUUUCUGCCAUUAAAAUAUUACAACAUGUAUAAAAGAGCUACAAAAAUUACAUAUUGUGUUCAGUUAUAAACAACAUAUCUUUUAUAUUAUUUUGUUUUUGGUUGCUUUAGAGAUUAAUACAUAAUGGCUAUUAUGAGUAUGUCAGGUGAUGAGCUCUACAGUGAUACUACAGCUAAGUUUGACUUUAUGGUUGAGUGUUUUCUGAGUAAGAUGAAUUGUUUUUUGGCCUUCAGGAGAGUGUGAAUGUUUCGGCUGUUUGGCUUCUACUUAUUCAUGUUAUUGCAGGUGCACUUAUGUCUGUGUCUAAUACAAAAUAUAUCAAUGCUGAAUCAGGGCAACCAUUCCUUUAGAUAAAGGUGCUUUCAUUUAUAAAGCCGCAUAGAGCGUCAGUGUUUGUUAUACAGUCCUGCAACAGUUGCAAUAUGCAAAAUCAUUGAAGUAUUUUAGUGAGUUUUGGCGCCCCCUACCUUUCUGUCUUCAUACAACACAGUAGUUAUAUAGCAAAAGCAUUUCAAGCCCUCAAAGGUAAAAUAUCAGGUAGCUACAACAGUAUCAGACUGAAGAAGUCACUUAAAAUAUGAAGUGAAUGUGUGUUUGCUUUAGUACCAUUAUGUGUGUAUGUGUAUGUGGUGAUAAGGGCCAAAAUGAUAUACUGAAAGCUGAGUUGUCUCCACUAAGUUGCAGAUUGAUCUGUUCACAUAUGCAGUGCCUGAUGUGAAAAUCGCAAGGACUGAGUUUAUGGGGAAAAUGGGAGUUUUUUAGAUCAUCCUUCAUUUAAACAAGCCUGAGGGCUGACAUUAGAUUUUUAAAUGAAAGAUGAUUUGCCUUAAAAUCCUGUGCAGGUGUGUUUCUGUGUAUUGUAAGAUUGUAUCUGUGUUGAUAGAAGCCAAAAAGCCAAAAAUGUGUUUAAGAAGUGUUACAUUUUAUGAUAUAUGUAUGCACUUGCUUGUUUUGUUAAUGCUAGCUCAGUAUUAUGUUGCCUUCUCAGAUGUGUGCUGUUGUAUUUUCCUAAAGCGCUUGACUAAAAGUAUAUUCAACAAGUGUAUCAUACCUUGAAUUACAUUUCAUUUGUUUUCUUCAUUUAUAUACUUCGAAAGAAUCAAGAAGCCAAGCAGGGGCUUGGUUUAUGCUGCCUUAUGUUUGUUUACAUAAAGAGAAGAGAUACAAAGGCCUUUUAAUGCAACAUUAAAACGGAAAAUUGCAAUGUAGCAUAACAUCUAAACCAUCUUGAAUUUAUUAGAGAGGAGAUAGAUGAUUGCACAGCCAAAAAGAAACAAUGUUUGCAACCAACAUUUUUAGUAAUUAUUAGUAAGGCCUCUAAUUUGUUAUGUUCUGUUUGCACACGUCGCUGACAAUGCUGUGUGACCAGAUGCUAAAUAUGGUACUUUAGAUGUUCUCCUUGUGCCUUCAGAUGCACAUUUCAGUUUCAUACAACAUAUGUUGUUUGAUUUGUAUAUUUACUUUAUUACAGUCUUUUGCUAUUCUGGUGUGCCAAAUGUUGUUUUCUAAAUAAAUAUGCAAGUGAAGCUGGA